Molecule: messenger RNA, 3186 nt
Organism: Temnothorax curvispinosus
Lineage: Eukaryota; Metazoa; Arthropoda; Insecta; Hymenoptera; Formicidae
Gene: dlt
Product: codanin-1
Exons: 10
Coding region: 439-2946 (835 amino acids)
Biological process (GO): chromatin organization
Cellular component (GO): nucleus
Source: RefSeq, a predicted model, not a curated record
UUUUAUAUCUGUAGUCGAUAAUAUCGAUAUUCUUUAUCUCGAUAUUUUUUAUCUCCACGAUCACUCCGAUGUCUGUUAACCUAACCUAACCUAACCUAGCCGACCCGGUUGUAAAGCGAGUAAAAAAUUAAUAGAACGCGGUGAUGCGCAUCCAUAUGUUUGGAAAUACAAUCUCUAUACCGAAAAAUGUUCAGUGUACAUUUGAAGAUUGUAUAACAACGCCGAUUGCACCUCUGUCUAAUUGAAAUCUCACUCCUCGAUAAUAUUCGGCAUUUUCUCCGACAUGCCAGGAGGAUUUAACCUCCAAAAUUGUGGACAGGAAAAAUAAAUGUUUUUACGAUGUUAAAAUGUUUAAUUGACAAGAUCGAGAUACUUGACCGGCGAACAGGUUGUCAUUUGUACAUUAACAUCAAUUCCCAAUAAAAAUUGACGUGCACGAUGGGCGAGGUAAACGUGUCUUUUCAAAUCGACACCGACAAUCGGGAGAAUUUUUCGUCUGCCAUCGCGUUCCACACCUUCAAAAAGCAGAGAGAUGCCUUCUACGACAUACUAAGAAUUUGGGAGGAGAAUCAUUUGGUCCAAGGAUGGGUGUUCCAGAUCGCGCUUGGUGGCAAGAUAAGAAACAUGUUGACGCUGCAUAAUGACUGCACGAAUUAUUAUCACAUCGCUAGGUUAUUCAAGUCACAAUUGCUAAUAUCGUGCAUACAGAAUGGACGUCAAGAUGACGUAGUGGACGACGAAAGCUUGAAUUUCCUGAAAGCUUUAAAACACGUUAACCCUGAAAAAUUGACUCAACUCAGUAAGAGAUUUGUGACACCAUUACCGUCACAAAGUCAGAGUGUCGGCCCUUCGUUUCCCGGCAUGCAGGAAUUUUUCAAAGAUUUUAUAUUGCAUGCGUUUAAUCCGAUAUUUUAUACGCAUUUGGAGAACUGUUUUGUACAUGAGAUAAUGGAGUUGAACGACACCCAGUUUGCUAAUAGUGAAAUAGAAGACUCGGAGACAAUGGUUGACGAUCAAACGCAGCGGAAUUUUAUUACUUGUUUAGCCAGCUUGAGACUUCUUGCGAAAGUAUUAGGACUUUUAGUAUCAUUGCCAUACAGAUCUGAAUCCAAUACCACUAAGGAGAUUUUAAUGACACAAGUAGAGAUAAGAAGCAAGGUAUUACCAUCAUUGAACUUACAAGCGUGUAUUCAGAGCGCCAUAGUCGAAGGUAAACUAUCGCUGACGAUACCUUGGCUAGUAAAAUAUCUAGCCAUGAUGGACAUAGUGUCGCUUCGACUGCCGUAUUAUAAGCAGAUCUUAGAACUAUUGUAUUACAUUUAUCAUGCUAUCAAUCAGACCGAUCUUACCGCUUCUGAUUGCCUUAUUUCUCAACAAUCGGCUGUGCUGCUCAAGUCCAGUCUGUGUUGGUUGUUCGAGCUACCAAACUUUCCCAGAGAUUUCUAUAUUGCCUGGCAAAAGACUUGCAAGAUCAAGGAACUGAAGAGUCUCAAACAGAUGGAAAAAUUCUCAACAAAACAGAUGGAGAAGAAAAGAAAUUCGCAUUCCGCCGAUUGUGCGAUUCCCGUCAAAAGCAGUCUCGAUAAAUUAGAUAUAAUUACUGAUCGCACGAUGCGUAUGUGCUGUCCGCGAGUGGAAUCGACUCUUUCUGUGUUUCACGGAAACGGAACGAGUUUGAAUGUCAAUUCCAACAAGCACAUUACACCCGUUACCAGCCAAUUACGUAAAUUAGGGGGUACUACUCGCGCAAAACACCUGGAGCUGCAACUGGAAGAAGCCUUUUUCCACGGUCAGCCGGCUUCUACUCGAAAGACUGUUGAUUUCGUUUCUGAAAGAGUCGCGUCAACCUGCGUGAAACAUAUAUGCAACACUCUAUUGACUUCAUCACGAGAAGCAAAUUUAAAUUCUUUCAGGAAGAUUUUGAAACACAAGAACAUCGAGAGGGACUCGGAUGAGCAGGGUGAACUGUCGAGAAAUUACUUCAACGAAUUUAAGGCUUUGCUCCUGAGCGACAUGAAUACAUUGGCCAACAAUGCGUCAAGAGAAUUGAAGGAUCAGUGUGAGAAAACAAUCCCGACGAUUUGCGAGACGCGAGUCGCGGCAUCGAUAGAAUCUUUAUUGGCAGAAGACUCUCUAACGUCGGUGAAGGAAAUGUGCAUCAAGAUCGCGACUAGAAUGGCGAUGGAACGGAUAAAUCAGUGGAUUCAAUCGCAUAUUGCCGGUGAUUCUUUGUUUAUAAAGGACAUGGAACUUGAGAUUAAUAGGUUCUUUCGGAACAGUAGUCCUGUGCAUUCUAAUAAGCAAGAAAAGGAUCACAAUACAGAUGCUCCUAGCCCUACUGUUAUAAUGGACGAGCUUCGAGCACUAAUGUGGCAUAUGUUAGAUAACAACGGCGCAGAUUUAACUAUAUCGUCUGUAUUGGAUAUUUUAGACAAACUGUAUCAAUCGUUCAGUCAAAGAGGUGAUUUAUUACCGGGCCCACAGAAAAUUUUGUAUUUCCUCAGUUUGGAUUUCGCGCUGUUUUUAGUGGCGUACAGGACGGAUCUCUUUACGCGAGAGGUCCAGGACAAAUUAAUUAAAAUAUGGUCGUCGGAUAAUCUAAGAAAUGACGAAGACGAAUCGCCUAUGCAUAGAAUUCUGUGUUCAAGAAAUAUUAUAUUACUGAUGCAACCGCAGAACGACGCAACGUGGCCGAUUUUUGGCAAAUUUCUGAAGAAGUUAUUAGAAACAAAUAUACUCGACGGAGACAGUCUGAGUGAUCAGUGUGUGGCUUUAUUUAGACAAGACUGGCCUGUGCCUUUGUUAAAACUUUUAUCGAAGUGCCUGUCCGAGGCCAUUGAGGGUUACAAAGCCAAUGACGAAGCGACAGAGAAAGUCAAGUACCUUCUUGGCUGGAUAGCAGAAACAUAUCACGAGAUUGAAUUUUGUGACGAUGACGAUCCAUAGACUGAGGCACAAUAGGUAAUUAACAAUACUGCGAUAAUUGCGAAAGUAUGACUUUGUUGAGAUAAAUUUCUGUAAAUAUAAUUAUUAAUUCUUGUGCAUAUACAUAUAUAUGUAUAUAUAUUGUUGUAUAUUAUAAUAUGAAGCAUUCUUGUUUUGUAUAUGUGUGAUUCGCGUAUGAUUCGCUUCGGAUAUGUAUAUGGACGAGUAUUUUAUUAGUAGAAAAAUAAAUUUUAACUUUUU